Spirodela intermedia is the source of this 1904-nucleotide messenger RNA. Lineage: Eukaryota; Viridiplantae; Streptophyta; Magnoliopsida; Alismatales; Araceae. The record is from the annotation of a GenBank genome assembly.
AUGGUAGGAAGCGUCGUCGUAAACGACUCCGUGGUGCUUCUCCAGGUCAUCGGGAAGGUGAAGCCGCCGGCAGAGGAGAUCGAACCGGCCGAGAUCCCAACACGUUCCGCUCCGUCGGGGAGUGAAAAUGGGGGGAAGAAGGAAAUCGUGCUGGGGAGGAACCUGCACUCGUCCAGCUUCAGGAUUACAGAGCCCGAGGAAGACGAAGAACUCACCGGCGACUGCGAGGCUUACAUGGCCAGCGUGUUGGCCAAGUACAGACGAAACCUCGUGGAGAGGACCAAGCACCAUCUAGGUGAAGGAACGGCCAUCAAUCUCUUUCUGAGACGAGAGAGAAACGAUAAUCACAUAUCAAUAUUUCCUGAUCUACUGUGCUUUAGGGUACCCGUAUAAUCUAGACUUCGAGUACGGCGCUCUGUCGCAGCUCCAGCCCUUCUCUAUCAACAACCUGGGGGACCCCUUCAUCGAGAGCAACUAUGGCGUCCACUCAAGGCAGUUCGAGGUGGGGGUGUUGGACUGGUUCGCUCGCCUGUGGGAGCUAGAGAAGAAUGAAUACUGGGGCUACAUCACCAACUGUGGCACGGAAGGCAAUCUGCAUGGCAUCCUUAUCGGGUUUGUCGCUGAUCCUACAAGACCUCUCUCCCUCUCUCUCUCUCUCUAUCUCUCUCUCUCUCUCUCUCUCUCUCUCUCUCUCUCUCUCUCUCUCUCUCUCUCUCUCUCUCUCUCUCUCUCUCUCUCUCUCUCUCUCUCUCCCCCCCCUCUCGUGCGAUCCUUCUGCUUGACUGGCGCAGGAGGGAGGUCUUCCCGGACGGAGUUCUGUACGCUUCGAGAGAGUCCCACUACUCGGUGUUCAAGGCCGCGAGGAUGUACCGAAUGGAUUGCGUAAAGGUGAAGACGCUGGUCUCCGGCGAGAUCGACUGCUCUGAUUUCCAGGCCAAGCUUAUCGAGAACCAGGAGAAGCCCGCCAUUGUUAACGUCAACAUCGGUUCGUUCUGCUCCGAAUACCUCACAAACCUUUCUCUUUCAUCUUCUUCUUUUUCUUUUUCUUCUUCUUCCUCCUCUUCCUAUCGGGCACUAUCCUCAGCUCCGACGAACAUUGCGCGGCGCAGGGACGACGGUCAAGGGGGCGGUUGACGAUCUCGAUCUCGUCAUCAAGUUACUCGAGGAGUCCGGCUUCGAGAAUCGCUUCUACAUCCACUGCGACGGCGCUCUCUUCGGCCUCAUGAUGCCCUUCGUGAAACGAGUGAUCACCCCCCCUCGAUACGCCAUUGACAAGGAGCUCCCCAAGCUCGAACUGCGCUGAAUGUUUGAGAUUUCCCUUGCCGCAGGCGCCGAAGGUGACGUUCCGGAAGCCGAUCGGCAGCGUGAGCGUCUCCGGGCACAAGUUCAUCGGCUGCCCAGUACCCUGCGGGGUGCAGAUAACGCGGAAGACCCACAUCAACGCCGUCUCUCGGGACGUCGAGUACCUCGCUUCCAGAGACGCCACCAUCAUGGGCAGCCGCAACGGCCACGCCCCGCUCUUCCUCUGGUACGCGCUGAACCGCAAGGGCUACCGUGGAUUCCAGAAGGAGGUCCAGAGGUGCCUCCUCAGCGCUCACUUCUUGAAGGGCCGCCUCCGGGCGGCAGGCAUCGGGGCGAUGCUCAAUGAGCUCAGCAGCACCGUGGUGUUCGAGCGGCCUCAGGACGACGAGUUCGUCCGCAAGUGGCAGCUCGCCUGCGAGGGCAACAUCGCCCACGUAGUCGUGAUGCCCAACGUGACCGUCGAGAAGCUCUGCGUCUUUGUCGACGAGCUGGUGCGUGUCCGCUCUGUUUGGUCCAGCGGUGGCGAGAUUUCUCCGCCGUGCAUCGCGGCGGAGGUGGGCCGCGAGAACUGCGACUGUCUGCUUCACCUUCACGGCCAGUAA